UUCCACCCUCACCUCCCGCCUCUUGCCUCACCUCACAUGCCGCCCCCACCACACCUCACGCCCGCGCAGCUCGCGAAACAGGCCGAGCGCAAGGCCGCCAAACUCGCGCGCAAGCUCGACACCAAAGCCGCGCCCGAGGACACGCGCCGGCGGACCCUCGAGCGGCGAUGGAUUAGUGUCGCGGUCCCGUCGGCCGGCGCGCGCACCGCGCGCGUCGUCUCGUGGAACAUGUUGGCGCAGACGUUGGUCCGCCGCGAGCUCUUCCCCGGCUCCGACUGCCUGCGCUGGUCGGACCGCAAAGCGAUGCUACAAGCCGAGAUGGCGAAACACGCCUCGGCCGACGUCAUCUGUCUCCAAGAAUGCGACCGGCUGGGCGACAUGCGCGGCGCCGUGCCGGGGCACGCGGCGGUCGAAGCCCGCGGCGAGGGCAAGCUGCACGGCCUCGUAGUGCUGUACGCGACGGCGCGGUGGCGCGUGCGCGCAUCCCGCGCCGUCGCGCUCGACAUGGAGCACCUCAAUCCCGGCGAGGGCGCGGCAGCGCGCGGCGGGAGCCGCGCGACGCGCAACAUGGGAUUGAUCGUUGCGCUCGAGAGCGAGGAGGGCGAGGGGAUCGUUGUCGCGACCACACACCUCUUCUGGCACCCCAAGUUCGAGUACGAGCGCACACGGCAGAUCAUCGUGCUCCUGCGCGCCAUGCGCGCGAUGCAGGCCGACGAGGACAUCGAGGCCUGGCCCGCACUCCUGGCUGGCGACCUCAACACGCAGCCCGCCGAGGCAGCGUACCAGAUCCUCGCGGCGCCCGGCGCGCCACUCGACCCCGCGCUCGCGGCCUCCCUCAACUUCUCGCGGCUGGUACACACGAGCGUGGCGAAGAUCGAGGCGUCCGCCCCGCCGUCAGAGAUGCCCAGCGGCGCCGUGACGCCGGCGGAGAAGGACGACGAGGGCGAGCUGCCGGACACGGACGAGCGGUCGAUCGCGGGCACGCGCGCGCCGACCGCCGCGGACGGCAUCGCGACGCUCGACGAGCUUUUGGAAAUGGCGCGCGACGUGCUCCCCGCCCCGGCGCGCAGCGCGUACGGCGCAUCCCAGUGGGCGGGGGAGACAUACGCCGCCCGCGGCGGGUUCAACCAUGCGUCCGGGGCGGGUGGGAACGAGCCCGCGUAUACGUGCUACACCCCUCUGUUCAAGCUUACUCUUGAUUACAUUUUCGCCCUGCCCGGGAAAGAGGUUACGUUUACGCAGCUGCUCGAGCCGCCAAAGGUCGCGGAGCUUGGUGAGGGGCUGCCUAGGAAGAAUAUAUCUGCGAGCGACCACUUGCCCGUCGCGUGCGAGAUAGCCUGGACGCCGUGAGGAGAGCUUGAGUAAUGGCAGGAGAAGUAGAAUGUAGAGCAGUAGACAGCCUCUGCAUCGAGCAUGAUGGCAUCCGCCAG
Molecule: messenger RNA, 1430 nt
Organism: Cutaneotrichosporon oleaginosum
Lineage: Eukaryota; Fungi; Basidiomycota; Tremellomycetes; Trichosporonales; Trichosporonaceae
Molecular function (GO): poly(A)-specific ribonuclease activity
Source: RefSeq, a predicted model, not a curated record